Molecule: messenger RNA, 14939 nt
Organism: Coregonus sp. 'balchen'
Lineage: Eukaryota; Metazoa; Chordata; Actinopteri; Salmoniformes; Salmonidae
Source: the annotation of a GenBank genome assembly
AUGGGGUUCGGACGGGACCUGCGGAACUCCCACGACGGGCUGUUGAAGCUGCAGGACUGGGAGCUGAAGCUGCUGGAGACGGUGAAGCGCUUCAUGACGCUACGGGUGAAGAGCGACAAGGAGUACGCCUCACUUCUCCUCAACAUCAGCCAGCAGGUGGACAAGCACGACAACUCCUCCCAGAUGGACUACAUCAGCAACGUCUCCAAGGUAUAGGCCUAUACAAAAAUAUCAAUACACAGUACAGACAGAUUAAAUACAAACCCAACAGUGAACACAGACUACAGCAACCUAAGGUGAGAUAGGAGAUGAUCAGAUGGUGGUUUGUUGACCCCCAAAGCAGUAAUGAUAUGCUAUAUUAUUACAGACACAACACACACCAGUGAACAUGUAGAUUAAUUUAAGACCAUGUCUCCCUUUUUAUCUGAUGUUUUUACCUGUGGGGCUCCCACACAUGAAUGUGGGUUGUUUUUGUGCUGUUGAGCAGGAUGUUGGAAGGGGAGUGUGGAACUGGGUUGGUUAUAGUGGGAUAUCAGUCACAGGGUUGUGUAGAACGUUUUCUACAGGACUCCAAGGCGUUAAAUGCGUUUGCUUAGAAGAAGAAAAGACUAGCACAAUACAUCAUGCCUAAAAAGUUCCAGUUGAUUUUCCUAUAUACUGAAAUCAGGCGUGACAUCUCAAUCUCCUAUAUCUCUCUCUCUCUUCCACUCUCUCCUUCUCUCUCAUCUAUCAUUCUCUCUUCUUCCACCUCCCUCUCGUCUUCCACCUCCAUCUCUCCAGUCUUGGGCCCACAUGGUCCAGCAGACAGAACAGCUGAGUAAGAUUAUGAAGUGUCACGCAGAGGAGCUGAACUCGGGCCCUCUGCACAGACUCACUAUGAUGAUCAAAGACAAGCAGCAGGUCAAGAAGAGCUACCAGAGCAUCCACACACAGAUCGAGUCCGAAAUGAACAAGGUACUGUAUACACUCACCUCACACACACACACACAUUUACUGUUUCUUCAUACACUAUCCUUCCUGUGCAUUGACUUUAUUUACGGUUAUGGGGCGUUUGUUGACAGGGUCUUUCACAUUUGUGGUCAGAGUGUAAAUGAGGUGAACUUUACUUAUGUCAAAGAUGCUAAUGUUGCUUUUGUUUUUUCCGAUAUGAUCUCUUCUAGGUGACAAAAAGCGACCUAGAAAAGUUGAAAGGCACCUAUAGACAAUUAACAAAGGAUGCUCACAGUGCCAAAGAAAAAUACAGAGAAGCAAUGGUGAAAGGUAAACAUUUCUACUGAACAUUGACAGAAAACUCAAGUUUAAUAUGUUUUAGUAGUACAGUUUUCCUUAGAAUAAAUGCAUGAAGUCUUAGUAGAAACCAUCUGAAGUGCAUCAAUACCUACCACACCUAACCUUUGGAGGCAGAUCGUAUGACUGACAUGUCUUGGGAGGCGAAUGAUGAGGCACACCCAAAUUAAACCUCCAUACAAACCAGCAGCACAGCACUUUUUCCUUCUUGGUUUGAUUUUCAGGCAAGGAGCCGGAGAAGGCGAGGGAGCGCUACGACAAGACCACCAUGAAGCUCCACAACCUCCACAACCAGUACGUGCUGGCGGUGCGGAGCGCCCAGCUCCACCAGGAGCACUACCACGACACCACGCUGCCCCUCCUCCUCGACUCCCUGCAGAAGAUGCAGGAGGAGAUGAUCAGUGCACUGUGAGUGUGUCCAGCUGAGAUUCAGAAGGGAUUACAACAUAUGCAUAAUAUCUAAUGGCUUUGAGAAGAUGCUGGAAGUAGAUCAACAAAAAAAUAACAGGCUGCAUACUGCGAUGUAUGCUCCAAGUGUGUUUGUUAUUUUAGGUUACUUUAUGUUAGGUUACUUUAUGUUUCAAUUCUUUAUGAUAUGUUACUUUAAGUCAUGUUACUUUGUUACGUCUUUACCAGUGAUGUAGUGUGGAAAAAUAAGGUGGGUUUACAACGCUGUUCGCAGUGAGUAAAGUACCCUAUACUUCCACUACACCACUGGUCCCGACUCUGAGGUUAAGAACUGAUGAAGGUCUACGGGCUGAAAUGCUGUUGGUAAACACACUUGGGUGCAUAUGUCACUGUGCAGUGUUCCUUUUCUGCAAUGUCCAACCUAGAUGUCUAGAAGCACACUGCAGAUUACCAUAUCUGUGACACCCUAACAUGUCAGGCAAUUUAAACAUUCUUCAGAAUUACGUAAAUCCAGAAUUAUUUUAGUAUAGCGAGUUAAGAGUUAUUGUUGUCAUGUGGGACUAGAUCCCAGAUGAGGCUUAAUCCCAUAAUUUCAUAGCUGUCAUGGGAUUACUAGGAGGCAGAGGCAUCCUCUUUUUUCAGAAUGUCCUGUUUAAAGGAAAAUUAUACCCCAAAACUAUCUUUUGGUAUUUGUUUAAUUAGUCCAUUAUUGAUAUAGUCCCAAAAUGUUUUGCAUGUCAGCAAUCCACAAGGGGGAAGUUAGAAAUAGUUGCUUUAAAGUAAAACCAGUGUUGUGUUCGAGACCACCUAAAGUGAGACCGAUUCAAGACCAAGACUGGAGCAAAUCGAGUCCAAGUCAAGACCAAGAUCGGAGAGGGGAUGAGACCGAGACCAGAAAAAUGCGAGUCCAAUUAAAGACCAUGAUUGUAAUUUUGUCAAAUCACCACCAUAAUAAGAGUUCAAAAUGUCCAGUAUUUCUGUGUUCAUAUUUCAGAAAAACAAAUGGAUUCUUUAGACAUUCAGAAUAGUGAAAGAAUGCAUGCUGAGGGCAAAUAGAGCCACUCUACAAAUUAUUACUAACCCAAACACAGUGGGGAACAAUGGGCCUUCUACGCCUUCAGUGAAGGGCUAAGGAUUUGUAAAAUAAUGAUUGUAAUAAUAAUGAUAUUAUUAUUUUCAAUGAUGUCCUGAUUUCAUCUCUUCAGAUUUUGUUGGAAAGGAAAGGGGAAAAAAUUAUCCAAUCAGGAUUUUUCUUUGCUGGUCUCUGGGGAGAUAAAUCUAGCUAGCUAAGUCAGCCAUUAGCUAGGCCAUCAGACGCUAGAUAAAGGCAUCUGCCAUUCAACUGUAUUAGGGCAACGUUUUGGAGUGACAAUGGAAUCAACCAAUCACAUUUUGAUUUAAUGGGUGGGACCGUUUUUACAAAAACGUAUUGGAACUUCUGCCUUCUUGUAUGAAAAUGUAUGCACUCACUAACUGUAAGUCGCUCUGGAUAAGAGUGUCUGCUAAAUGACUAAAAUUUAAAUGUUGAAGGCCAACAGGUCAUUGUGCAAUAGCGAGCAGUAGUUUCCCCACGGUCUAGCUAGCUAGCAUUUGUUGUCGUCUAGUUUGCAGCAGGUGUUGUUGUUAAUUUGUUAGCUUCUCCCUUUUCAAGACUAACUUUCAAGAAGUUAACUUUCAAAUGAUCAUGAUCUAUUGAGUGGAACUGUGUUUUUUAUUGCAGCACGCUUGCUGUUGUUAGCCAUCUCUUUGAAAAUAACUUAUGUGCGUGAAACAUUGUUGCAUUUAAAGUAGAACUGACAGCAUUUUAGCGACCAUGAAAUCUUAUUAAAAUCUGUUCAUAUACACCCUCAGGAAGAAUGACAAAAAUAUAAGAAUCUGACACGCGGUCACUUAGAUAUGGUUCUUUUCACAUUUUCAUAAAUUCUUCAAAUGUUUGGGAGUUAGGUAUACUAAGGCAUUUGUGAAAAUUCUAUAGUAAUAUAGAGCGGGAAAGUGGCCAUGCAUUUGGACAAUUAAUAGACACUGCAGUUAAUAAAAUCGAAUAAAAACAUUGUCUUGUCCAGGACCGGAGUCUAUACAGACUGCUGUGCUAUAGCCAAUCAGAGCUACAGUAGGCCUUCAUACAAACAAGCCAUUUGCCACACGGGCCUGCCAUCAUUCACUUUGAACUGGACUGUGUGUUUACAGGCAGUUGCAUCACCGCGACUUUAGCUCAUUAGAACGCAUUCGCCAAAAGCCACAAAAUACACCUGAAUGGAUUUCUACAUUUGAGAACUUUACAGUCCUAUUGAUCAAACCACCAUGAAAAGGUAGGCUCUCUCUCCCUCAGUUAUGCACAUCAACAACAACAAGAUCAACAACUAAUGCUAGCCAGAGCAAGAUGAGCAAGAUUAGAUAAACCCUCUGAAACUUUUUUCAGCUAGUUGGCCGUCAAAAUUGCACUGAUAAACAAUGGGGAAUUGUAGCCUCCUCAUCCUUCUGCAGCUUGCCUGCCAAUGCAUGCUUGUCCCAACCAAGCACCCAAGCUAACUGGCUAAAGCUGGCUAGCUUGCUAGCUAGCUACUUCCAGACACAAAUGAGAAAACAUGUCACUGUGACCAUUUUUCUUGCCGUAGCAGAGGUGACUAGGCUGUUUACAUGUUAUCUAGAGCGUUCUUGACUAACUAUUACUUUUUUUGCCUACGUUUACUGACGCUUGUCAUAUUCAGCGGGUGUUGCGCGUUCGUAAAUUCAUCAGUUCUGCACUCUGAAGUCGGAGUAGAUAGCCAGAGUGAAUUUGCGAACGCAAGACAUAUGCUAACUGGAUAACAGUUGUUCAAGUUCUUGCCAGCUAACCAAAUCACACCUGCAUCUCUAGCUGUGUAUAGCCUCCGAAAAAUGAUAUAAAGGGAAAAAGUCAGUCACUCACCCACUCCGCCAAUAGCAUGACAUGACAUCCUCCUAGCAGCUAGCUAGCUAUCUAGCUAACGUUAGACUCUGUGUUCUUAGCUUGCUACAUAAAUAGAUAUGCUAGCCUAUUAGCCAUGUUGUGACUGACUUGUGAUCAUUGCCCUUGCUAGUUUGAUUGUAUUGACAUUCCCAGCCUUAGUUACAUUCGUCCGUUUUUGUCCAGAAUAUUGAGUCAUUGAAACUGAAACCGUGCAUCCCGAAUGGAGGCAGCAAACAAUGUACCAGGCCAGCUGUGAUUUACAACCUGAUAGCAAUAUAUUUUGGACUACCAAGAAAUGGAUUGGCGAAUUAUUAAUCAUGCAUUGAACUGCAUCCAUCUAUUCUGUCAACAAUGCCUUAGUGUACAUCAUGGAAUGUUGAGUCAAAUAUAACCUAUUUUUAAAACCUCUUAUAAAGUUGGUUUUGUAGCAUAAACUGGGAAAUUGAUAUUUUUGAUUGAUAUUAUGAUUGUGUGUUUCAUAUCUGCAAAGUAGUUAAAACGCUGUCAGUUCCCCUUUAAACUUUAGGUCACUGGUUACUUUGUGUGCUAAACGUGAAAUGUUUUUUGCAACGGGAAGUAAUAGUUGUACAUUUCGAUUGGGAAUUGCUUAAUGGUUGUGUUUUUGUGGACCUACUGGCUUAUUAUGUCAGAGUUUAUGGACUGCUUAUCCUUUAACAUCAUGCUGUGUGCGACUGCUGUCUUUCCAUCGGCCCUAUGCAGUGUUGCCUGGAGAAGUGGGUAUAAUCUAAUUUUGCCCAAAAGUUCCCAAAUGGCCCACCCAGCGAAGGAAAGGCACCCUGUGUGAAAAAUCGAGUUUUCCUAUAGAUUUUUCAGAUUUUCACACGUUUAAAUAGAAAAAAAGACACAUUUGAUGGUGUAAGUGCACAACAAUGCUUAAACCACAUCAACCUGAUUGGGUGGGCCUGUCAGGACCUGGCUCCCAAGUGGAUGGGCCUCUGUCCACACAGGCCCAUCCAUGUCUACGCCCCUGAUGCAAACAGCGCAUGACGACAAUUGCGCAUCACAAAUAGCCUACUAGCCAACACUUCGGACUAAACUUUUUCAAUACCUGGUUUGCUUACCUAUUGUCAGUGUUGCCAACUUAGCGACUUAGUCGCUAUAUUUAGCGAGUUUUCAGACCCCUCUAGCGACACAUUUUCAAAAAAGUGACUAGCGACAAAUCUUGCGACUUUUUCUGGUGUUAUUGGAGAUUUUUGGAGACUGACGUGAAAGCACGUAUCGUUUUUACUCUUCUCAACGAGCAGCAGGUGCUGCCGUGGGCCCCACCCCCCGUCCCAAAGCACUCACAGGCGGCCCAGUCCUCGCGCAGCAGUCCCCCCUCCCAGCUGCAGUCCGAGCAGGAGAUGUUCACCCCUCCGCGUCCAGACUGCAAAUGAACAUCUCCUGCUCUGACUGCAGCUGGGAGGGACUGCUGCGCAAGGACUGGGCCGCCUGUGAGUGCUUUGGGACGGGGGUGGGGCCCACGGCAGCACCCGCUGCUCGUUGAGAAGAGUAAGAACGAUACGUGCUUUCACGUCAAAGUCUCCAAUAACGCCAGAAAAAGUCGCUAGAUUUGUCGCUAGUCGCUAGACAAGACCGAGACACUCAAUAUGUGGUCUCGAGACCGGUCUCGAGUACUACAACACUGAGUAAAAUUGCACCCAAAAACUAUCUUUUGGUAUUUGUUUACAGCCGGCAUCAUAUGACGCUAAAUGCCUCAUACCGGCAGUAUUUAUCUAUUUUAAAAGUUCUGUAUCUUGAAAACUUGAUUGCUGACAUGCAAAACAUUUUGGGACUAUAUCAACAAUGGACUAAUUAAACAAAUAACAAAAUAGUUUUUGGAUGCAGUUUUACUUUAAGCAACUAUUUCUAACAUUCCCCCUUGUGGAAGUUAGGCGAAUUGCAACAACACUUAGGCUGCAUUCUAAACAACUAUCCCCCUCCCCUGCAUCCCAUUUCCCUGCAAUACAGUGGAGACUUGCGCUUGAGGCUUUUACUUUCAGUUUGGUCCACCGACUUCAACGAAAUAAGAAUACAAUAUUUUUUGUUAUUGAAAUUAUAUUUCAAAGCGAUUUAUACUAUAGAUUGCUUGUUUUCUCAAACUGAAAUUGAGCAUAUUCUAACCUUGUUUUAUGAUUUUCCGACUGUUCUGUAAUUUCCAGGAAGGGGAUUUUGGAGGAAUACAGUGAAAUCACCAGUCUCUUAACUGAUGAAAUAGUGAAGGUCCACAAAGAAAUCCACACCUCCAUCGACCAAAUUGACCCUGUGUCAGAGUAUGAACACUUCAUUGAGGUCUACAGGUAGGUUUGAGUGAUUUUGCCUUAAAGAGAGACUGAAUCGAAACACCCACUUCUCUGGUUGAAAACGGCAUAUGUGGCAUUGAUGACUCAGAAACAUUUAUUCUAGUGUCAAAAUGUACUACAAAGGGUAAAUAGAAUAAUUUUGGUCAUAAAGUCAGUCUGUCCAAGACCUGAGAUGUGCGAGAUGAUUAGGAUUUAUUUUUCACAGAAUUAAGGGUACGCCACAGUUUUCCUUGGGUUGGGUAUAUUUCAAGCCUGCCCACAGCUGGCAGCACCCAAGUAAUCAUCAAUACCCAAUCGUAAUGCCUAUGGUCAAUUUGGUUUGACUUUGGAUAUCUCUAUGGUGCUAGUUAAGGACUAACAGUAAAUUACACAAUGUACAAUGAGUGUGCAAAACAUUAUGAACAACUGCUCUUUCCAUGACGUAGACUGACCAGGUGAAAGCUAUGAUCCCUUAUUGAUGUCACUUGUUAAAUCCACUUUACUCAGUGUAGAUGAAGGGGUGGAGACAGGUUAAAGAAGGAUUUUUAAGCCUUGAGACAAUUGAGACAUGGAGUGUGUAUGUAUGCCAUUCAGAGGGUGAAUGGGCGAGACAAAAUAUUUAAGUGACUUUGAAUGGGGUAUGGUAGUAGGUGCCAGACGCACUGGUUUGUGUGAAGAACUGCAACGCUGCUGGGUUUUUCAUGCUCCAAAGUUUCCCUUGUGUAUCAAGAAUGGUCCACCACCCAAAGGACAUCCAGUCAAUUUGAGGCUGUUCAGAGAGCAAAAGGGGGGAGGGUGGAACUCAAUAUUAGGAAGGUAUUUUUAAUGUUUUUGUACACUCAGUGUACAUGGGACAAUAUUUUAACAUUUCAAUAGCUCCAGGUUUCAAUGAGUUAUAAACCUCAAAACAACUUUAAAUUGUAGAAAUUCAUAUUGAAAGCAUUUAAUGAGACAACUAAAAGGUAUUCAACAUGAAAAUAUUGUCCCAUUUACAUUGUGUAAUUUAUUGGCGGUCCCUAACUAGCCCCACAGAUAGGCUAUCCAAAGUCAAACCAACUUUGCCACGGUCACACACCGGCCGGCUGAAGCUAAUUGGCGAAGGAAGCUACUUCCAGACACAAGACCUGAUUAGACUGUUUCAAGUUAUCUAGAAGGGUGAGUGACUAAUUGUAUACUGUUUUGGCAGAGUGAAUGUACAAACCCUUCCCGCUUGCGAACACACACAUGAGACACCCACAUUACAUUUUAGUCAUUUAGCAGACGCUCUUAUCCAGAGCGAAUUACAGUUAGUGAGUGCAAAACUAUUUUUUCGUACUGCCCCCCCCCCCCGUGGGAAUCGAACCCACAACCCUGCCGUUGCAAAUGCCAUGCUCUACCAACUGAGCUACACGGGGCCCACAUCAAAGCAUGCCUCCAAGACCCAAAUCUCAUUCUAAGUUACAUUUCCUAAUGAGGAGGCUUGACACAGAGGCUAAAUCAGUCAGUUCAGCCCGCCUUUAAAGGAAAAUUCCACCCAAAAACUAGUCCAUUGUUGAUAUAAUCUCCAAAUGUUUUGCAUGUCAGCAAUCACGUUUUCAAGAUAUGUAACUUUCAAAACAGAUAUCUGGCCCAUAUGAUGCAUUUGGCAUCAUAUGAAGCUGCUUUUUACAUCAUACUGGACAGCUUUAUGUAUUUUGAAAGUUACAUAUCUUGAAAACUUGAUUGCUGACAUGCAAAACAUUUUGGGACUAUAUCAACAAUGGACUAAUAAAACAAAUACCAAAUGUUUUUUGGUGGAAUUUUCCUUUAAGUAACAGUACUUUUGUCCCCAUUUCAAUGAUUUUGGUUAACAUGAGAUGUCAUCUUCCAGGUCUCCAGAAACCAAAGAACCGAAUGUAGAAUUUGACAUUUCACUGUUGGAGGAAACAGAGAAUCUUCAAGCAAACGAGAUCCUAUGGAACAAUUUGACUGCAGACAGUUUACAAGCGAUGUGAGUAAAACAAUGUAUGAAGGGAGGAGAGUAUUGCCCUCAUUGACCUUGUUUCGCUCUGACGUUUUGAAAAGAAGGUGGGAGGAAUCAAGGAAGGACUUUUGAGAUCCAUCCACUGUCUCAUCUCAGCUGUAGUACAGCAUCUCUGAUUGACUGAGGAUAUAGUGUGUGUAUCUGUGUUUGACUGAUUAUGUCAAAGGUCAGAACAACAAUUUAAUCCACUGCAUUUUCUUCCACAGGCUGAAAUCCACAUCAGAUGAGCUGGUCCUCACUCAGCAGAGCCUACGCAGCAAGGAGGAGCUCAUGCAGGACCUGGAGAACAAGAUCGAGGAGUCCACCAGAACAUGUGAAAAGAAGUCUGAGUACGUUGCUACCUUGUCUGAUUAAUCAGGCUAUAAUACACAAUUAAUUGAUAUAUACAGCCUGAAAAUAGGGGGGCCGAAUCAUGUAAAUGGUCCUUACAAGACAGAAUGUUGAAUAAAAUUACACUUGAAUUUGAGACAAAAUAUCCACAGGAAAUAGUUUUUCUGACUUUUUUGAGAGCCGGUAGGUUUGCCACUGCCAGCUGAAUGCGAGGGAACGUAGCUAGUUCGGUCUUUGGUUCGGUGACUCUCAGCUAUUGUUUAAAUGUUGUGCAAGUGUUAACGUCACAUGCAUUUACAUUUACAUUUACGUCAUUUAGCAGACGCUCUUAUCCAGAGCGACUUACAAAUUGGUGCAUUCACCCUAUAGCCAGUGGGAUAACCACUUUACAAUUUUUUAUUUUAUUUUAGGGGGGGGUAGAAGGAUUACUUUAUCCUAUCCCAGGUAUUCCUUAAGGAGGUGGGGUUUCAAAUGUCUCCGGAAGGUGGUGAGUGACUCCGCUGUCCUGGCGUCGUGAGGGAGCUUGUUCCACCAUUGGGGUGCCAGAGCAGCGAACAGUUUUGACUGGGCUGAGCGGGAACUAUGCUUCCGCAGAGGAAGGGGAGCCAGCAGGCCAGAGGUGGAUGAACGCAAUGCCCUCGUUUGGGUGUAGGGACUGAUCAGAGCCUGAAGGUACAGAGGUGCCGUUCCCCUCACAGCUCCAUAGGCAAGCACCAUGGUCUUGUAACAGAUGCGAGCUUCAACUGGAAGCCAGUGGAGUGUGCGGAGGAGCGGGGUGACGUGAGAGAACUUGGGAAGGUUGAACACCAGACGGGCUGCGGCAUUCUGGAUGAGUUUUAGGGGUUUAAUGGCACAGGCAGGGAGCCCAGCCAACAGCGAGUUGCAGUAAUCCAGACGGGAGAUGACAAGUGCCUGGAUCAGGACCUGUGCCGCUUCCUGUGUAAGGCAGGGUCGUACUCUCCGAAUGUUGUAGAGCAUGAACCUGCAGGAUCGGGUCACCGCCUUGAUGUUAGCGGAGAACGACAGGGUGUUGUCCAGGGUCACGCCAAGGCUCUUCGCACUCUGGUUAGGAGGACACAACGGAGUUGUCAACCGUGAUGGCGAGAUCAUGGAACGGGCAGUCCUUCCCCGGGAGGAAGAGCAGCUCCGUCUUGCCAAGGUUCAGCUUGAGGUGGUGAUCCGUCAUCCAUACUGAUAUGUCUGCCAGACAUGCAGAGAUGCGAUUCGCCACCUGGUUAUCAGAAGGGGGAAAGGAGAAGAUUAGUUGUGUAUCGUCUGCGUAGCAAUGAUAGGAGAGGCCAUGUGAGGAUAUGACAGAGCCAAGUGACUUGGUGUAUAGGGAGAAUAUGAGGGGGCCUAGAACUGAGCCCUGGGGGACACCAGUGGUGAGAGCACGUGGUGCGGAGACAGCUUCUCGCCACGCCACUUGGUAGGAGCGACCGGUCAGGUAGGACGCAAUCCAGGAGUGAGCCGCGCCGGAGAUGCCCAGCUCGGAGAGGGUGGAGAGGAGGAUCUGAUGGUUCACAGUAUCAAAGGCAGCAGACAGGUCUAGAAGGACAAGAGCAGAGGAGAGAGAGUUAGCUUUAGCAGUGCGGAGAGCCUCCGUGACACAGAGAAGAGCAGUCUCAGUUGAAUGACCAGUCCUGAAACCUGACUGGUUUGGAUCAAGAAGGUCAUUCUGAGAGAGAUAGCAAGAGAGUUGGCUAAAGACGGCACGCUCAAUAGUUUUGGAAAGAAGGGAUACUGGUCUGUAGUUGUUGACAUCAGUGGGAUCGAGUGUUGGUUUUUUGAGAAGGGGUGCAACUCUCGCUCUCUUGAAGACGGAAGGGACAUAGCCAGCGGUCAAGGAUGAGUUGAUCAGCGAGGUGAGGUAGGGGAGAAGGUCACCGGAGAUGGUCUGGAGAAGAGAGGAGGGGAUGGGGUCAAGCGGGCAGGUUGUUGGGCGGCCUGCAGUCACAAGUCGCAAGAUUUUAUCUGGAGAGAGAGGGGAGAAAGAAGUCAAAGCAUAGGGUAGGGCAGUGUAAGCAGGACCAGCAGUGUCAUUAGACUUAACAAACGAGGAUCGGAUGUCGUCAACCUUCUUUUCAAAGUGGUUGACGAAGUCAUCCACAGAGAGGGAGGAGGGGGGGGGGGAGGAGGAUUCAGCAGGGAGGAGAAUGUGGCAAAGAGCUUCCUAGGGUUAGAGCCAGAUGCUUGGAAUUUAGAGUGGUAGAAAGUGGCCUUAGCAGCAGAAACGGAUGAAGAAAGUGUAGAGAGGAGGGAGUGAAAAGAUGCCAGGUCGUCAGGGAGUUUAGUUUUCUUCCAUUUCCGCUCCGCUGCCCGGAGCUCUGUUCUGUGAGCCAGUAGAUUGAAAAUACAUACUGGAAAUACAAGCCUACAGAACCAUAUACAGUGCCUUCAGAAAGUAUCCACAACCCUUGACUUUUUCCACAUUUUGUCUUAUAAAGUUGGAUUAAAAUGGAUUUCAUUGUAAUUUUUGGUCAACGAUCUACACAAAAUACUCCCUAGUGUCAGUGGCUUGUAAGGAUUUUGCACUCCAGUGUUUCAGACUGAAUAUACCAAUAAUUGUUUAUUACAGCCUGAUUAAUCAGACAAGUUUCUACCAUAAAUGUACUGCUCAAUUCUUCUUCCAUUCUGAAGAUGCAAGCUGCUAUGUGAGAUUAUUUCAGAUAGCAGCUACUUGCAAAUAUAUCCUACAGACGAAGAACUAUAUGUGUAAUUAGAUUUCAUGAAUCAUUAUAAAACGUAUGCAAAAGAAGUGUGAAAUCAAAAACUAGCAAGUAUAAUUGAAAGAGGAGAAGUGUGAUGACAUGAUCUUUCAAUAAUGACACUUGAUAUGGUACACACAAAAACAAUUUGGAGGACAAUAUCAGAUUUUUUCAAAAUGCACAUAUGGUACUUUGUUGCAAGGGUUCAAAGGACAUUAAAAGCGGAUGAAACGGCUGAUAUGUUCGAUGUUUCCCUUGAUCUCAUUGCUGUCAGUUGUACACCUCCCAUUAGUAAUAGCAACUUAGAGACCAUUAGCGACUAGCUAGCUAGAUUUCAUGUUUGGUGUUGUUUCUAAGAAGCACAGUUGGCCAUGAUCUAACUCCAGGAGCAUGAAUGAUGUGAAGAGUCAUUGAGGCGGACAGGGUACAAUGGAGAGAGCUGUGUCUGUAGCACAGGGCUCAGCACAUAUUUCAGGGUCUGCUGGAUAAUCAGGGCCUGUCCAGUCAUCCCCCUGUAAAGUCUCAGCUACAGAUUUGAUAAAGGAUGAGGACUGGUUGUAUGGCCUAGGCUAGUUGUUUUCCUGUCUGAAGUUUUUUUGAAAACAUAAAUUAAGUGAUGGUCAUUUGAUGAGGACCAUUUUCAAGUAGUGAGAAGUUGUUUGAUGUGAAGAAUUGUGCUUAUUCACAAGUUCUAGCAUCACUUUUAAAUGGAUCCCAGCUUCCACAGCAAUUUGUUGGGUGUUUGACUGAAAUGUCUUCACCAAUGUUCCCUCUAAGCUGUGCGCGGGCAGGAACUUCACUCAACUUUCUAGAGCAGUGAUCACCAACCGGUCGAUCGCGAUCAACUGGUCGAUCUCCAAGGCAUUCCUAGUCGAUCGGCAAACGUUUCUGUAAAAAACCCAACGAUAAAGCCUUGUGUUCCUUUUUUUUUUGGGGGGGUCUCGGGCUGUUGGCGGUAGGUGCACCUGAUUCAGCUGACCUCCGCGCCGGGUAGGCAACUGUUGCCAUUUUGAACCAUUUAAUGUGUCUGACGGUACAAACUCUACCUUCCCGGCGGGCCCGGAGAGCAAGUCAAGUGCACUAUAGGCCUACCGCUGGCCAAUCGGAUGGCUCAGAUUACCGUGUCUGCAGUAACGUAGCAGGCAUAAAAGAAGGCUACAGCAAAGUUGAUACUGUGAGAUUUCAAAACAUUUAAAACCAUGACUAGAGAGAGACUGUCAACGAAUACAGCAAAGAGCUACUAUUUUUAUGAGUGAGUUCAUGUUUAAGUUCUUACUCAGCACUGUCAACACUUUGUAUUUAACACUUUUAUAAGCCAUAAAAUGCGCGUUCUUCCUAUUUCCACUCAGCGCUACAACAAGCACUGCAGCAGUAAUGAAUGAAUGAGUAAGAAAAUGUAUCUAUAGGCCUGCAUUGUUGUUAGUAUUAGCGGCUUGGGUCUUUUUUGAUAUCAAGGAAUAUUUCACUUUCUCUGUUCAUUGGAGUAACAACAUGGAAUUUGUGCAUGAGGCAGAAAUAAUGUGGUGCAACUGGUGUUAAGGCAUCAUCUGGAAGACUGUCCCUUUUUGGUCAGUGUCAGUGGAGGAAAGGGAGAGUGGAGGGAGGUUGAGAGAUGAACCCUCAGUCUGCUACGCUCUCCCUCCGCUGAAACUGACCAUCAGAUGCAGGCACCAUCAGAGCUGCAGUAGGCCUAUAUGCAAAUAGACCAUUGCCAUAUAUGGAUCUGGGCCAUUUACUUUGAACUGGACUGUGUUAACAGCAUGAGCAGUCGUGAGUAGAUGCGAUUGUUUUGAGAUCAAAGCGAGAGCUGCAUGUAGCCGUGUGUGCACAUUUUGUUACUAUCCUUUGCUAGUUAGUGAGUUAUUAGGCCAGUUAUAUGUAAUUUGUAGUCAGUAAUAGGGGAGGUAUUGCUUCCUACAAGAGCACAUUUCUAGAUGUCUUUGAAAAGUGAGUCAGGUAAAGAGUGUUGUUUUUUGAGGCAGGCUUGAAUAAGCUAAGUAGCCAAUAGGCAGAGGGUAGCAUAAUUUGUCUGGUUCUCUGUAAUAAUGGUAUGGGAAUAAUAAUGCAUUUUAUUUUGUAAAGUGGUUUCUUGCAUCAAACAAUACAACAUUUUCAGUCACCUUGUCUGAAGGACAAGUGGAUAAACAGGUUAAAGUCAAGCCCUGCAUGUUUUUUUUUUCCAAACGUCUCAUGGAAUGUAGGCCUACAUUGAACACCACACCUUGGCUGCUACUGUAGGCUGAAUGAUAGAACCGCUAUUUCCAUGUUAAAAUGUUAUGGGACGCAUUUUCUCCAUUGUUUUUGAUGGUAGGCCACUCUUGUAGGCCUACAUUAUGAUCAAAUAGCCACAGUAGCCUACUUGGCCACUGUUAAACAUGUAACUUAAAGCGGGUACAGCCUCAGUGUUCACAGUAAACGCGCGCUGGAAGUUGCACAGAAUUUUCACAACGUUCAAGUUUGCAAUCAGUGCCGAAAACAAUUGGUCUUCACACCCAUUAAUCAGAGCACAGAUAAAGUUAGGAUUUAGAGCUGUUGCCCUGUAGGCUAUAUAUCCCUCUGGAGAAAGCAAACCAAAAAAUAAUUUGCCACAUCCUCGUUCCAAGAGGCAGAUUAAGCAGUAAUACUGUUUGAAUUCAGACGAGCGCCAGUGUGACUCCCCCCCCAUAUCAAUACCUAUCUUUUCACUCUCACACACGCACUCCCAUUUUCUCUCUCCAUCUCUCUGCCUCUCUUUGUUUCUCUCUCACACGACACUCAUUCUCUCUCUCCCUCUCUCAUUCUCCCUCCCCCCUCUCCCCAUCAGUGCGGUUCUGCUGCUCAGUCAGAAGCAGUCUCUGGAGGAGCUGAGGCAGACUGUCCAGUUGCUGUGCUGCACCGAGGCCAAGCUGGGCGCCCAGAAGGACCUGCUCGACCACAAGAUGCAGAAGAACGAGGGCAAGGAGCUGCCCCCCAUGGUCAACUACGAGGACGACGCGCGCUCAGUAAACUCCAUG